Rhodofomes roseus is the source of this 1648-nucleotide messenger RNA. RefSeq lists its product as uncharacterized. NCBI's taxonomy places the organism in Eukaryota, Fungi, Basidiomycota, Agaricomycetes, Polyporales, Fomitopsidaceae. The coding region runs from base 427 to 1326 and encodes 299 amino acids. The transcript has 3 exons. The record is from RefSeq and is a predicted model, not a curated record.
UUAGGGCCGUACUAGUCAACGGUAUAUUCAAUCCGACUCGGACUGCUGAGGCAGUGUCCUUCCCACGUUGUGCCAGCUUCGAGCGGGCACACACACCGCUUUGAUGACUCGCAUUUCACCGCUCUCAAAAUCCCUGAGCAAGACUCUCUGUCUGACUGUGCGACGAGCCCCGUCCGACUGGCGACGCCGACGCUCACCGCCGCCAGCUGACAGACUCGAACAUCGCUCCGCCGCUUCCAUAUGCGGCAUGAGGACACGUGAUGAGGUCUUGGAGAGGCGGCGCGCGGCGCAGCAGCGCCCCAUCCCUCUCCGUAGAACCACCACCACUGUUUGUGCGUCUCCAGGCUCUCUCUGCUAUAAAUUCGCUCGUUCAUUCACCAACUCACCCAGCUUUGCCUGCAAAGACCCCUAGACCCAUAUAGACGCAUGCGAUUGUCGGCCGUGCCCUUGGUCCUGGCUGGUGCCAGCCUGGCUAUCCAGGCAGGUGCUGUGCCCCUCCGAGUCGUGGUCGUCUCUUCGCACCAGGAAGUGUCCGCGAACAAUGCUCAUGCCAACUCUGAAGCCAACAUCGUCGCAGCCAUGCCCGGCCCCGCGCUCGUCUCUGGUGGCGGAAUGAUGCGUGUAUACCACAAUUCUUCCGUCCAGCCUGGCGAGCGCAUCCGCGCCCAUCACUGCGGUGGCUCCGUCAGAGACACCAUGAAGUCCUUCAUCAACAAGGUCUUCGGGUUCUCGGGCGGCGAGCAGCCUCACCCUCACAUCCCACCGCCCCAUGAGCCUGGGCGAGUCGCCAUCCUCCCCUGGUUCGGCACUCCAAACGACUUCGCCGAUCACCCGGAUGGCAAGGCUCCGGGCAUGGCCAGCGAGGUCGAAAGUGAUGGAAGAGGUCACCACCACAGUCACCCGCCGAUGGGUGUCGCUCUGCCCCACUCCGAGGGCAACAUGGCUGCGAAACACAGCCCGGAGGAUGUCGGCCCUGUGCGCAUCGUGCACAUUAGCGAGCAGGAGGGCCCGCGCAGGCGCUUCCGCCACCGCCACGGACCCUUCCUCCGCCGCAUGCACUUCGCCCUCAUGGCUCUCGGACCCUGGGAGGGCCGUGCCGUCGCGUUCGUCCUCGGUUGCGGAAUAGGCGUCCUUCUGCGCAUGGUGUGGGUCAUCGGAGUCGUCCUCGCUCGUGCCGUCAGUGGACGCAGGAGCGAGGACAGCUCCGAGGACGUCUUCGAUGCUGAUGCGGAGGAGAUCCUCGUCGCGCCGCCCCAGUACACUCAGUACCCCGACGAGAAAGUCGCCGUCGUCGCCGCCAUCGAGGAGAAGCCCCAGGCGGCCUAGGCCUAGUAGGACCACCAAGCACGUCCAGCGACAAUAGUUGCAGCAAUGCGGCACCCUCAUGCACUCCCUUUUGGCUCUCUCUCCUCGUGGUACCCCUUCAACUUCACAAACACCCAUAUUCAGCCUCCUACCAGAAUCGAAAUCUCCAGUCGUCCUAGUCUGCCUGCGUAUCCCGAUGCCUGUUGUACGAUAUUGUGCCAUUUUCGUCUGACUUCGAAGUAAAUCAGACGAAAUUCGCUCGAUGGACCGGAUUAUAUCUAUUCCCUAGUAAUUUGUUGGCGCGUAUUGUUCCUGUCCUCCUUGAUCCUGAUCUCGAGGGGGU